Andrographis paniculata is the source of this 576-nucleotide messenger RNA. RefSeq names its product mitochondrial import inner membrane translocase subunit TIM8-like. The record is from RefSeq and is a predicted model, not a curated record. Lineage: Eukaryota; Viridiplantae; Streptophyta; Magnoliopsida; Lamiales; Acanthaceae. The transcript is spliced from 2 exons. Bases 43 to 279 code for a protein of 78 amino acids.
UCCAAAUUGAAGUGCUGUCGCUGAAUUCGUUCUACAUUUGCAAUGGAUCCUUCAUCGCUUAAUUCCCCCGAAUUGCAGCACUUUCUUAAUCAAGAAAAGGAAAAGGCCAUGGUGAAUGAAAUGAUCGGGAAACUUACAUCAACAUGCUGGGACAAAUGCAUCACGGGCACUCCCGGGAACAAGUUCAGCUCGAGUGAAUCCAGUUGCCUCACGAACUGUGCCCAGCGCUAUAUGGACAUGAGUCUCAUGAUCAUGAAACGUCUCCAACAGGGAAGUUAAACGCUCACUUUAUCUUCAAAUAUGCCGAUAAAUUAUUAAUUUUCGAACAUAUAUUAUUUUUUAUAUUCUCUUCUUUGUUAUUGUUCUACUUGGCUUUGUAAUGCCUUCCAUGAGUAAUUUUGAGUUUCACUCUCUUUGUUUUCGGUUGUUUCCGCUCUAUUGUACUACCUUUGUCUCGACGAAGGUAUUUAUUUGGAUUUUUAGUUGUAGAUUAAAAAAUAAUAAUAUUUUAUCAUUCAGUGGAAGUGUGUAAGAUAAUUUUGACAUUUUCGUUAGGUAUAACGGUGUGUUUAUUUA